This is a messenger RNA of Nyctereutes procyonoides (raccoon dog), 3116 nucleotides long. RefSeq names its product fibrous sheath CABYR binding protein (gene FSCB). The record is from RefSeq and is a predicted model, not a curated record. The transcript is spliced from 2 exons. NCBI's taxonomy places the organism in Eukaryota, Metazoa, Chordata, Mammalia, Carnivora, Canidae. Gene Ontology annotation, cellular component: sperm principal piece; sperm fibrous sheath. Gene Ontology annotation, biological process: negative regulation of protein sumoylation. Gene Ontology annotation, molecular function: calcium ion binding.
AACUCUUUAAGCAGGCUCAUAUAUCAUUUGUCUGAGAAGAAACUAAAGUUAGAAGGAGCCCAACAAAUUACACAGUUUUAGAAAUGGAAGAGAGUGAUGAAACUGAUCAGCCCAUCUCAGCAGGGAGGCAAGAAAUUCGAAAGAGAAGACGACUCAGCCAAUCAAUGGUAGACAAAUCCCAGCAGACUGAAGUAACAGAGAAAAAGAAACACCUGCCUAUAUCACAAUCAUAUGGUCCUAAAUCUACCGUUAGUAUUGGUAAUAUUCCUGGAAGCAAAGUCAAUUAUGAGUCUCUCAGAGUAUCUUCUCAACUUCAGCAAACUUGGACAAAGAGAAAGCAUGUACAGGAUAUGACUGAUAAAUCUCUGCAAACAGAGGUUAUUGUAGAAGAGAAAAAAGAAGAAAUCAGAUCAGUCGGUGAAACAGUGGUACCUGAAGAAAAACCAGCUGCUGUUGGAGAAGCAGUCCCUGAAUUUCCAGAGACUGUUCAGGAAGUAGAAAUUCCACCAAGCAGACAUUCAAUUCAACUAAAAAUAGACAGAUCUCAGCAGACCAGUUGUACUGGAGACUGGUCAGUGAUGAACAUUCCUCAAAAAGAAAAAGUGGACAAGGAACAGCAGACCUACUUUAGUGAAACAGAAAUAGUAGUUAUUGGCCAACCAGAUAGCUCUUUCUCAAAGUCAAAUGAAGUUGUGCAAAAAAGUGAAUCCUCAGGGAAGCUUUUCAUUAGUGAAUAUCCUGAAUUGCUACCCUCAACAAGUAGAGAUGAAGAAAUUAGGCGGAUAAGUAUUAGCAAAUUUCUAUUUAGUCAACAAAGCAAAAAAGGUUCUUUGGAACUUUCAGAAAAUGAGCAAUAUGUUCUAGGUGAUGUACAGUCUCCCACAGCAGAAGAGAUCUUUGCUGAAGUCCAAUCUCUGCCAGAUGAGACUAUUGCUGAAAACUUCCCUACUGAACCUCAGCCUCCACCAAUUGAAGAGGCUCCUAUAGAAGAGGGCCUUGCUACAAUAGAGCCCACCCUAAGUGAAGAGGCUCUUUCAGAAGGGCCUCCUGUUGAAGUUCAGUCUCCAAAAGUUGAAGAAGCUCCUGUUGAAGUACAGAUUUUCCCAGCUGAAGAGAUUUCUGCAGAAGAGGCCCCUGCUAAAGUAGAGUCUAUCCCUGCUAAAGAGGCUUUCUCAGAAGAGGUUUAUCCUGAAGUUCAGCUUACAACAGCUAAAGAGCCUCCUAUACGAGAGACUGAAGAAUUUCAGCCUCUACUGGCUGAGACCUCCCCUGAAGUUCAGCCUCCACCAGCUGAGAAGGCCCCUGCAGAAGAGGCCUCAGAUGAAGUUCAGCCUCCACUGGCUGAGACCUCCCCUGAGUUUCAGCCUCCACCAUCUGAGAAGGCCCCUGCAGAUGAGACCUCUGAUGAAGUUCAGCCCCCACCAGGUGAGACCUCUUCUGAAGUUCAGCCUCCACCAGCUGAGAAAGCCCCUGCAGAAGAGGCCUCAGAUGAAGUUCAGCCUCCACCAGCUGAGAAGGCCCCUGCAGAUGAGACCUCUGAUGAAGUUCAGUCUCCACCAGCUGAGACCGCUCCUGAAGUUCAGCCUCCACCAGCUGAGAAAGCCCCUGCAGAACAGGCCCCAGAUGAAGUUCAGCCUCCACCAGCUGAGGAAGCCCCUGCAGAAGAGGCCCCAGAUGAAGUUCAGCCUCCACCAGCUGAAAAGACCCCUGCAGAUGAGACCUCUGAUGAAGUUCAGUCUCCACCAGCUGAGACCGCUCCUGAAGUUCAGCCUCCACCAGCUGAGAAAGCCCCUGCAGAAGAGGCCCCAGAUGAAGUUCAGCAUCCACCAGCUGAAAAGACCCCUGCAGAUGAGACCUCUGAUGAAGUUCAGCCCCCACCAGGUGAGACCUCUUCUGAAGUUCAGCCUCCACCAGCUGAGAAAGCCCCUGCAGAAGAGGCCCCAGAUGAAGUUCAGCCUCCACCAGCUGAGAAAGCCCCUGCAGAAGAGGCCCCAGAUGAAGUUCAGCCUCCACCAGCUGAGAAAGCCCCUGCAGAAGAGGCCCCAGAUGAAGUUCAGCCUCCACCAGCUGAAAAGGCCCCUGCUGAAGAGGCCACAGAUGAAGUUCAGCCUCCACCAGCUGAGAAGGCCCUUGCAGAUGAGACCUCUGAUGAAGUUCAGUCUCCACCAGCUGAGACCUCUCCUGAAAUUCAGCCUCCACCAGCUGAGAAAGCCCCUGCAGAAGAGGCCCCAGAUGAAGUUCAGCCUCCACCAGCUGAGAAGGCCCCUGCAGAUGAGGCCCCAGAUGAAGUUCAGCCUCCACCAUCUGCAAAGGCCCCUGCAGAUGAGACCUCUGAUGAAGUUCAGCAUGCACCAGAUGAGACCUCCCCUGAAAUUCAGCCUCCACCAUCUGAGAAGGCCCCUGCAGAUGAGCCCUCUGAUGAAAUUCAGCAUGCACCAGCUGAGACCUCUCCUGAAGCUGAGCCUCCUUCAGUUGAGGAGGUCCCUACAGAAGAGGCCCCAGAUGAAGUUCAGUCUCCAUCAGCUGAGGAGGUCCCUGCAGAAGAGGCCCCAAUUGAUGUUCAGUCUCCACCAGCUGAGACCUCUCCUGAAGUUCAUGCUCCAUUACUUGAGGAGGCCCCUGUAGAAGAGGCCGCAGUUGAAAUUUGUUCUACACCACCUGAGGAGGCUCCUAAAGAAGAUACCUCAGCUAGAGUUUGGUCUGAACCAGCCGGGGUAGCUCUUGUUGAACCUCAGCAUCCAUCAGCUGAAGAAACGACUUUAGAAAUGGUCCCUGUUGACAAACAGUUUCCAGCAGCUGAAGAGGACUUUUUUACACAAAUUUCUGUAGAAGAUGUCCUUGCUGAAGUUCAGCCUCCACCAUCUGAACACACUGCUGCAGAUGAGCCUUUGGUAGACCAUAUGUCUACUGAAUAUCAACAUCUCCAGACAGCAGAUGUCCCAGUGGUAAAAUUAGAAUCACUGGUUUUGGAAGAUCAGCAAAAACCUGAAGAGCCUUUGGAACUAGAUCCUGUCCCUGAAGAUUUGUCUAAUAUCAAGAAAGAACAGGCUCCUGCCUUUGAAAUAGAGGGUGUCUUUCAUAUAGAAAUAAAAUAGAGGCCUCUUUCUCAGCUGUAA